GCCUGUGCGCGGCAGGCUCGCGGGCGGGCUGCCAAGCAAGCGCGCGGCCCAAAUUCUUGACGCGCUUCAUUCAGAUGCGCAACCGCGGAGGGGAUUUCUCAAAACCCCACUACUUGGAGUUGCCCGACGUUCUUCGUGUGCCUUCUGCCGGAGCUGCCCGGGC
Molecule: messenger RNA, 163 nt
Organism: Amoebophrya sp. A120
Lineage: Eukaryota; Dinophyceae; Syndiniales; Amoebophryaceae
Source: the annotation of a GenBank genome assembly